Salarias fasciatus (jewelled blenny) is the source of this 2830-nucleotide messenger RNA. RefSeq names its product glutamyl-tRNA synthetase 2, mitochondrial (gene ears2). Gene Ontology annotation, molecular function: tRNA binding; ATP binding; zinc ion binding. Gene Ontology annotation, biological process: glutamyl-tRNA aminoacylation. Lineage: Eukaryota; Metazoa; Chordata; Actinopteri; Blenniiformes; Blenniidae. Bases 186 to 1805 code for a protein of 539 amino acids. The record is from RefSeq and is a predicted model, not a curated record. The transcript has 10 exons. Gene Ontology annotation, cellular component: mitochondrion.
CUUCCGGUGUUACCCAAACAAACUCCUCUGGGUCAAAAUUCUUCCGGAUUUAAAUGUUUCUUCUUACUUCGUUAGCUUUUAAAUGAAACUGACACCGACAGCGGUGUGUUUUAGCAGCUGAAGGCGCGCAGACCUCCUCAUGACGCCGCCGGCGCCUCGGAGGUGACCGGGACACUCGACCCAGCAUGUCGCUGUGGUUCUCCGCCUGGGAGCGCCGCCUGCUGCCCCUGGCCGGGUCUCGGUGUCUCACGGCGGGCAGGUGUAGACGAGCCGAGCCGCUGCGGCAUGUCACCGCCCGGAGGAGCUGCUCCACGGGUCAGGGGGAGGUCAGGGUCAGGUUCGCCCCAAGCCCGACAGCAGGCUUCUUACACCUCGGCGGUCUCAGAACUGCUCUCUACAAUUACAUCUUUGCAAAGAAGUAUGAAGGCAAGUUCAUCCUGCGACUUGAGGACACUGAUCAGAGCAGGCUGGUUCCUGGAGCUGCGGAGUCCAUCGAGGACAUGCUGGAGUGGGCUGGAAUUCCUCCUGAUGAGAGUCCUCGUCGAGGCGGGCCUCUCGGUCCGUACCUGCAGUCUCAGAGACUACAUCUCUACACGCAGACAGCCCAGCAGCUUGUUGAGAGCGGUCACGCUUACCGCUGUUUCUGCAGCUCCCAGAGACUGGAACUGCUCAAGAAGGAGGCCUUAAGGUCUGGGCAGACACCAAGAUAUGACAACAGGUGCCGUCACCUGCGUCCUGAGCAGGUCCAGGAGAAGCUGGCUCAGGGAGUGCCACACGUGAUCAGAUUUCGUCUGGAAGAGGGCGUCGAGCCUUUUCAGGAUCUGGUCUUUGGUUUGAAUCGACACGAGGUGGCUCAGGUGGAAGGAGACCCUGUGGUGAUAAAAGCAGACGGUUUCCCCACCUAUCACCUGGCUAACAUCGUAGAUGACCAUCACAUGAAGAUCAGUCACGUGCUGCGAGGGUCCGAGUGGCUCAUCUCCACCUCCAAACACCUCCUCAUGUACAAAGCUCUCGGGUGGCGGCCGCCCGCCUUCGGACACCUGCCGCUGCUGAUGAACAAGGACGGCAGCAAGCUGUCCAAGAGGCAGGGGGACAUUUUCAUUCAGAGCUACCAGAGGGACGGCGUCCUGCCCGAAGCGCUGCUGGACAUCACAACCAACUGCGGAUCAGGUUUCACUACCAAUCGAAUGGGCCGCAGCAUAGAUGACCUGAUUUCAGAGUUCAACCCUUCAAAGAUCACAACUCAUUCUGCUUUAUUAGACCUGGAAAAAUUACCAGAGUUCAACAGAAUCCACCUGCAGCAGCGGAUAGAAGAUGAGGAGCAGUGUCGUUUAUUAAUAAAAGACCUGCAGAGAGAAAUUCAGCAGGUCCACGAAGCAGAGAUCCAGGACAGAGACGUGCUGCACGAAGACUACAUCAGACGAGUGCUGCUUCUGCGGAAGGGCCACAUAUCCUCCGUGAAAGACAUGCUGAGCCCUCUGUACGCCUACCUGUGGGUGCGGCCUUCCAUCUCCAGCCAGCAGGUGGCGGCGCUCACGGGCGAGGCGCAGCUCAUCGCCUCUUCAGUGUUGAGGUUGAUAGAGGAGCGCGGCGAGGAUCUGUCAGUGGAGCGACUCAGUAAAGACCUGAAGACCGCGGCCAAGCAGGCGAAAACCACCAAGUACAGAGACGUGAUGAAGCUGCUGCGACUGGCUCUGAGCGGUCUGCAGCAGGGGCCCAGUGUGGCGGAGAUGAUGGCGUCUCUGGGAGCAGCGGAGGUCAGCCGACGCCUCCAGAAGCUUCUGCUGCUUCCGGAUGCGAGCUGACGAGCAAACGGCCUCAAGUCCUGCUCACCGGCUGAGAGGAACCUCACGGACUUACUGAGAAUCACACACUUUAUCUGAUGUCACACUUGAAUUAUUUAUAUAAAGGCUUGUGAACUCAUUUGAUGCACGUUGAUUUAUUUAUUUUUUGUGAAGAGAGCAUGCCAUUACAGGAACGUCUGACACCAUGCAGCCACCGGAUGGGAAGUACCUCGGUGUGUUUUAUGCAAAUUAGCCUCCGUUUUACUGUGAAACUGGUAACAGGACAUUUUCCAUCCCUUGGUUAAUAAAACAAUGAUGAAAACCCAAAGUACUGCCUGAUGCUGAGAGGAAAUAAAUGUGAAUAUCAGGCUUUUCUCAUUCAUAUAUACUCAACUUCUGCAAACAAGAGCUUUAUUUUUCUUUAAAAUAGCACUUUGGCAGAUUUACUGCAGUUCCAUACUUAAAAUGUGAAAAACCUUCACUCCCUUUUAGUUACAUUUCUAUCAUCAAGGGCAGUUUAUUUUUAACCUUCCGAGGAAUAUUUAUUUGAAUAUUCCAGUAUGAAUUUGAAUUCAUACUGUGAAAUGCAUCAACACUCUUAGUGUUGUGCAAAGCGUUUUAAGUCCGUCUCACAAUGACUUUCCUGUUAUUUACAGCAGGUUUUUCACUAGAAAAGACGUGAAAUCCACUAUUUAUGUCUGCCGUGUACUUUGAGCUACCUCGCAGGAAGUGCAGAGUUAUUUACAAACUAAAAUAUCUACAGUUUGAGUCUUUCUCUGAUUUUGUGCAUCUUGCCUGCUCACAUACUUUAUAUAAGUGCAUCAAGUUCUCAGUAAAUUGAAGGAACAAGCAUAUUUAUUACAGAGAAAUUAAAGUAUUUGAACGUUUUAAGUUCACGGAAACGUGUUACAGUUGAGUUAAGCGCGUCAAAAUAAACCCAUGUGUGAACACAUGUCGGAAUCAAAAGUAACAUCUGGCACUGUGUGCUUCACAGAGGUGUGUGGAGUGGUUUUCCCCCAGAAAAUCCCCUCUUCCAAGGCUUUGAG